Molecule: messenger RNA, 363 nt
Organism: Racocetra persica
Lineage: Eukaryota; Fungi; Glomeromycota; Glomeromycetes; Diversisporales; Gigasporaceae
Source: the annotation of a GenBank genome assembly
GAGAUUCCAGAAUUUACUAACAAAUAUAGAAUUAAACGUAGAAAUAAUGGACAUAAACAAUACAGAUUUGUAUCUGCAUUCUUAUAUGACAAGCGAAAGCGAGAAAUGCGAUUUGAGAUUUCGAAGAAAACAAUAGAUAGAUUAAAAACAGGCAAUGGGAUUCAGUUAAAAAUAAACAAAGAGGAUAUCAAGAAAGUAUUCGAUGCUCCAGACGGGUUUGAUAUCGAACAUGAAGAUAUAUUUUUUGCUAUGUCAAGAAAAGUUUUUGAAGAAACAGGAUUAGAUAUCAAAAAGAUUUUCUGUGAGGUUAAAUACUUUGGGUUUGAUAAGAAGAUUUUUGAAACAGAUGGGAUAGUCACCCAU